Molecule: messenger RNA, 640 nt
Organism: Bombina bombina (fire-bellied toad)
Lineage: Eukaryota; Metazoa; Chordata; Amphibia; Anura; Bombinatoridae
Product: putative nuclease HARBI1
Exons: 4
Coding region: 42-548 (168 amino acids)
Source: RefSeq, a predicted model, not a curated record
ACUUCCACUCCUUAAAUGUGCAGAUUAUAUGUGAUGCAAACAUGCGCAUAUUAAAUGUUGUGGCAGGGUUCCCAGGAAGUAGCCAUGAUGCCUACAUCCUCAGGAAUUCUGGUGUGUGGAGAUUGUUUGAGACAAAUCAAAUGCCUGAAGGACAUCUCCUCGCAGAUUCUGCAUAUCCUCUUAAAAAAUGGAUUUGGACACCAUUGAAAGAGAACCAGGUUGUUGGGCCUGCUGAAUUAAGAUAUAAUGAAGCACAUAUCCGAACACGUGCUAUAAUAGAACGACUGUUUGGUGUUCUAAAAAUGCGCUUUCGCUGCCUGGACAGAUCAGGGGGGGAUCUCCAAUUCAGUCCGGAAAAAGCUAUUAAAAUCAUAGUGGCAUGUUGCUGUCUACACAACAUGGCACAGGAGCAUGGGAUGUUGAACGACUUACUUCCAACACCACAGCCCCCAGGUGAAAUCUUUGAGCCUGAUGUAAUUAAUCAUCCCCAACCCCUCAAUGCCCAUUUGGAGAGAUCUGCAACUAUUCAAGAAUUCUUUUCAGAUUGAAGAUUCUCAGAAAUGGAAUACCACUCCCCUCCCUCUCUCCUCAUCCCUAUAUUUACCACAUUUUCCCUAAAUAAAUGUAUACUUUACUCAAA